UUUCGCCGAGCUGCGCGGCCCCAUUGCGUCUCCGAAGCGGUGAGCCCUGGAGACCCAGAGCCGAGAGUUUUGGGCCGGCCGGGGGCUCUGCUAGGGAGGCCGCCGGACUUGGAUCGGAGCAGCACUUAGCAGACGCGGUGCAGUCGACCAGAGCCACCAUGGGGUCGACAGCCCCAGGGCCCAUUCACCUGCUGGAGCUAUGUGACCAGAAGCUCAUGGAGUUCAUCUGCAAUGUGGACAAUAAGGACUUGGUGUGGCUGGAAGAGAUCGAGGAGGAAGCCGAGCGCAUGUUCACCAGAGAAUUCAGCAAGGAGCCUGAGCUGAUGCCCAAAACACCUUCUCAGAAGAACCGACGGAAGAAAAGACGGGUUUCCUAUGUUCAAGAUGAAAACAGAGACCCCAUCCGGAAAAGGUUGUCCCGCAGAAAAACCCGGAGCAGCCAGCUGAGCUCCCGGCACCUCCGCAGCAAGGACAAGGUGGAGAAGCUGGCCACGGUGGUGGGGGAAAACGGCUCUGUCCUGCGGCGGAUGACCCGCGCCACGGCCGCAGCUGUGGCGGCCACCGCGGCGUCCGCUGCCCCCUCGUCCAGCCCCGAGUCUCCCACAGCGCUGACCAAGAAGCCCCGGAACAGCCUGGCCGAGGGCCCGCUGGUGCCGGUGGUGGAGAUCAGCGUCAGCGAGCGCCGGAGCGCCGAGCAGCACCUCCGCGGGAUCAAGUCCGCCCAGUCGCCUUCCCGGGCUCCGUCCCCUCCAGCCUCAGUUCCUGCCUCCCCUAGCAUGUCGAUGUCGGAAGAGCAAUCAACCCCCAAGAAGCCAGAGGCCAGGAGACUGGAAUCUGUCACCGUGACCUCCCUAAUGGCCACACCCCAGGACUCCAAGGGCCGAGGGGUCGGAGCAAGCCGGUCAGCCUCCAAGCUCAGGAUCGCGCAGGCUUCCCCGGGCCCGCAGGACCUGUUGGGCUCUCCUGCGUCCCCGUGGCAGGAGCGGGUGCUGGCUCCCAUCCUGCCGGACAACUGCUCCACGCCCACGGGCACCCGCGUGGACCCGCAGUCAGUACGGCGCAGCCUGAUCGCACCAUCCUCCCCUGGCCGCCAGGUGUCGCUGGCCGAGAAGUACUCGCUGGUGGACCGAAAGGACAAACCCAUCCGCAGGUCUAGCAGAAGGAUUGGCAAGAAAGCCGCUGAAGAGCCGGCCGCCUCGGCCCGCAUCAUCUGUCACAGUUACCUGGAGAGGCUCCUGAAUGUUGAGGUGCCCCAGAAAGUAGGCCCUGAGCAGAAGCCCGGCAAGGAGGCUGAGCCCGUGGAGGCAGCUGAUCCGGAGGUCCCCAAGAGCGCAUCCCGCAGUGCCACCAAGAUCGCCAUUAGCACACCUGCCUCGCGGCCUGUGGCUGGUGGCCAGGAAACGCCCUCUGAAGGGCAGCAAGAGCCCAAGACUGACCAAGCAGAUGGCCCCAAGGAGCGCCCCCAGAGUGUCAGGAGGAAGCGCAGCUACAAGCAGGCGGUCAGUGAGCUGGACGGGGAGCCACAGCUGGACGAGGAGCCGCAGCUGGACGGGGAGCCGCAGCUGGAGGACGGGGAGCCGCAGGCCCCCAGGAGCAAGACCCCUUCCCCGCCCUGCCCUGCCAGCAAGGUGGUGCGGCCCCUCCGGACCUUCCUGCACACCGUGCAGAGGAACCAGAUGCUCAUGACCCCGACCUCGGCGCCCCGCAGCAGUGUCAUGAAGUCUUUCAUCAAGCGCAACACUCCCGUGCGCAUGGACCCUAAGUGCAGCUUCGUUGAGAAGGAGCGGCAGCGCCUCGAGAACCUGCGGCGGAAGGAGGAGGCUGAGCUGCUCCGCAGGCAGAAGGUGGAGGAAGACAAGCGACGGCGGCUGGAGGAGGUGAAGCUGAAGCGUGAGGAGCGCCUCCGCAAGGUGCUGCAGGCCCGGGAACGGGUGGAGCAGAUGAAGGAGGAGAAGAAGAAGCAGAUCGAGCAGAAGUUUGCUCAGAUCGACGAGAAGACUGAGAAGGCCAAGGAGGAGCGGCUGGCUGAGGAGAAAGCCAGGAAGAAGGCAGCAGCCAAGAAGAUGGAGGAGGUGGAGGCGCGCCGGAAGCAGGAGGAGGAGGCGCGGCGGCUCCGGAGGCUCCAGCAGGAGGAGGAAGAGCGGCGGCACCAAGAGCUGCAGAAGAAGAAGGAGGAGGAGCAGGAGCGGCUACGCAGAGCUGCGGAGGCCAAGAGGCUGGCGGAGCAGCGGGAGCAGGAGCGGCAGCUGGCCGAGCAGCGGGAGCAAGAGCGCCGGAGGGAGCAGGAGCGGCUCCAGGCCGAGAGGGAGCUGCAGGAGAGGGAGCGGGAGAAGGCGCUGCGGCUGCAGAAGGAGCGGCUGCAGAGGGAGCUCGAGGAGAAGAAAAAGAAGGAAGAGGAGCAGCGUCUGGCCGAGGAGAGGCUGCAGGAGGAACAGCAGAGGAAAGCCAGGGCGGCGGCGGCGGUAGCGGCGACGGCGGCAGCGGCCAGCAAAGGCCUGAAUGUGACUGUGGAUGUGCAGUCUCCAGCUUGUACCUCCUAUCAGAUGACGCCACAGGGCCACAGGGCCCCCCCCAAGAUCAACCCAGAUAACUACGGGAUGGACCUGAAUAGCGAUGACUCCACCGAUGACGAGGCCCAUCCCCGGAAGCCUAUCCCCACCUGGGCUAGAGGCACUCAGCUAAGCCAGGCCAUCAUCCACCAGUACUACCACCCCCUGAACCUGCUCGAGCUCUUUGGAACCAUCCUCCCACUGGACUUGGAGGACAUCUUCAAAAAGAGCAAACCCCGCUACCACAAGCGCACCAGCUCUGCUGUCUGGAACUCGCCGCCCCUGCUGGGUGCCAGGGUCCCCAGCAGCCUGGCCUACAGCCUGAAGAAGUACUGAGGCCCCCGGGCCUUCUCAGUGGUCUCAGCCCCUGUGUGUGUGUCUGCCUGUCCGCCCCUCUGUCGCUCGGUGCCAUCCUGCCUGGUGUCCUGUCUCGGGGGUUUGCCGUGUGUAUAUAAAUGUCCUCUGUGUGCUACAGGCAGAACGGGGCCCAGGCCUGUUUGGAGGCUGCACGGGUGGGGGGUUGGGGGAGAACUAGCCCAGCCCCGCCUGGCCUGCACACAGCACUCUGUAAAUAGGUUGGUAGAAUUCAGCGGAAUUUUAGCCUCUAGUGUUCGAGAGCUAGAAUAAUAAAGUCUGUUCCUUCAAGCCUGCUGUGGGUAUUAUGGGGAUGGGGGGCCUUGGCAGAAUGUCCUGGACCCUGGCCCUGCCGCCCCGUGUCUCAGGCCACCAGUGGGCUGGGGGCCAAGGCACUGUUUCUUCUCCUGGGCUGUGCUUCCAGGUCAGCCGGGUCUCCCAUGUCAAGAUGCUGACGCAGUGGGUGAUUCUGAUCCUGUCCUUGAGCAAUGCUGAGACUCAAGUCAGUUACCUGCACGAUGGGGCAGGUGAAGCUUCUUUCUCAGUUUCUGGGGAGCUCCUUCCUUGUAAAGGGAGGCUUGUUCGGUGGGAAAGACGUGGAGGUUGAGGUCAGGAGGACUGGGCUCUUGACACAGCUCUACCACCUAGCCCCACAGGCUCCACCCUUGCUGCGUGGUUAGUCAAAGGACUUGACAAGGUGUGCACACUGCUAAAGCGGGAGUUCUGAUUAGAAAGAUGUCUCGGGAAACCACGUUGGGACCAGUGCUUGCAAGCUGUUGAGGUUUCUCACGCUGUUGAGGUUUCUCACGCUGUUGAGGUUUUUCAUGCUGUUGAGGUUUCUCCAACAGUCCAGGCAGCUGCUCGUUCAUUGCUUAGUGCUUGACGCUUAGCAGCUGUGGUUGUGCCCGAGAGCUGCCUGCUCAGCUCCUCGUCGCUCCAGCCUCUAGGACAGGGGUUAGUGAACUAUGGCCUCAUGGGCCAAAUAAAACCUCAGGCAGUUUUUGUAAAGUUUCACUGGAACCCACCUAAUAGAAACAAAUAUCUGUUGUCUCUGGCUGCUCUGCUGAGGGCAGAGGUAAAUAGUUGUAAUAGAGGCCUUACGGCCCCCCACGCUGAAAAUACUCUGGCCCUUUACAGGAAGUUUGGUGACCCCUGCUCUAGGACCCCUGCUUUGCUGACCCCCUUGAAUAAAGGCUAAAUUCAAGAGUACUUGAAAAUGAGGAAAUAGUGAGCAGACACAAUAGACUGAAGUUCAAAAGGACUCCACCCAUUUAAAAAAACAAAAAGAUAACAUUUGAUGGUUCAUUCAAAUAUGGCGCACAGCCCAAAUUGGUUCCAUAUGCUCUUGGACUAGAAACUUGUGUGGAGUCCGUUGGCGAGUGUGUCUUUACCUAGGACUGAUCAACUUUUUUCUUUUAUGGACUGAACUUUUUGGUGUUCCAUCUUCUUCAUCUUUGUCUAGCCCCAGUUGUCAAAGAUUUCCCUUAUAUUUUCUUCUACAUGUUUUAUAGUUUUACCAAUAUUACAUUUAGG
Messenger RNA from Enhydra lutris kenyoni (northern sea otter), 4436 nucleotides. RefSeq names its product inner centromere protein-like. Gene Ontology annotation, biological process: mitotic cytokinesis; metaphase chromosome alignment; positive regulation of protein serine/threonine kinase activity. Gene Ontology annotation, cellular component: kinetochore; nucleus; chromosome passenger complex. The record is from RefSeq and is a predicted model, not a curated record. The transcript has 19 exons. NCBI's taxonomy places the organism in Eukaryota, Metazoa, Chordata, Mammalia, Carnivora, Mustelidae. Gene Ontology annotation, molecular function: protein serine/threonine kinase activator activity. The coding region runs from base 159 to 2885 and encodes 908 amino acids.